UAUUUUAGUUAAAUUUUUGUUAGCAUAUAAUUUAGAUUUUUAAUUUCACAACACAAUGGCUGAGUUCAUCGACUCCGAAGCCGCCGAGUCUGAGGAUGAAGAAGAGUUGGACUUAAAUGAGCGGAAAAAGUUAAAGAAGCUUAAAACAGCCGUAUCCGACAGCAGCGAAGAGGAAGAAGAUGAUGAUGAACGGCUGCGUGAAGAGCUUAAAGAUUUAAUUGACGACAAUCCCAUAGAGGAGGACGAUGCCAGCGAUAAUGAUUCCGAUGAUUCUGGUGGUGAAGGCGAUGGUGGGAAAAAGCGUAAAAAGCAUGAAGAUGAUGAUCUGGAUGAUCGUCUAGAGGAUGACGAUUACGAUCUUAUUGAAGAGAAUUUGGGUGUCAAAGUUGAACGACGCAAACGCUUCAAACGUUUGCGUCGCAUACAUGACAAUGAAAGCGAUGGAGAGGAACAGCCCAUGGAUGAGGAUCGGGCACGUGAGCAAAUUGCCGAACAGCUCUUUGAUGAUAACGAUGAGCAGAGCAUAGAGCACCGCAGUGAGCGGAGCAUACGCGAACCGGACACAUUUGAUGAAGAGGAAAGUGAAUCGGAUGCAGAUGAUUUUAUUGUGGACGACAAUGGCCGUCCCAUUGCUGAAAAGAAAAAGAAGAGACGUCCGAUAUUUACAGAUGCCUCACUGCAAGAAGGCCAAGACAUAUUUGGCGUCGACUUUGACUAUGACGACUUUUCCAAAUUCGACGAAGAUGAGUACGAAGAGGAUUCCGAGGGCGAUGAGUACGAUGAAGAUCUGCUUGGCGGCGAUGAAUAUCGCGCAGCUAAAAAGAAGAAGCCGCUGAAGAAAAAGGCGCCCAAAAAGACGAUCUUUGAUAUAUACGAGCCAAGUGAGCUGAAACGUGGUCACUUUACCGAUUUGGAUAAUGAAAUACGCAAGACGGACAUACCCGAGCGCAUGCAAUUGCGUCAAGUGCCGGUUACACCAGUGCCCGAGGGUUCCCAGGAGCUUGAUGACGAAGCCAAUUGGAUAUAUCGUUAUGCGUUCUGCAAACAAACCGUAAGCGAACAGGAGAAGGCCGACAGUCGUGAGAAGUCACGCAAGCCGCCAACAGCGGUGAAUAAAAUAAAGCAAACGCUGGAAUUUAUACGCAACCAGCAGCUGGAGGUGCCGUUUAUAGCUUUCUAUCGCAAGGAAUAUGUAAAGCCGGAGCUAACCAUAGACGAUCUAUGGAAAGUCUACUACUUUGAUGAGCGCUGGUGUCAGCUAAACGAACGUAAACGCAAGUUGAAGCAACUGUUUGAGAAAAUGCGACAAUACCAAUUGGAAAACUUGUGCGCCGAUACGGACAAACCUUUGCCCGAUGAUGUGCGCAUAAUGCUGGACAGCGACUUCGAACGUCUGGCCGAUGUGCAAUCCAUGGAGGAGCUAAAGGACGUGCAUAUGUAUUUUCUACUCAACUAUUCACAUGAGCUGCCCAAAAUGCAGGCAGAGCAAAGACGCAAGCAGCUGCUGGAGCGACGUGAGGCACACAGACGCAAGCAGGCAGCAGCUCGAAAUGCAGGCCAAGAGGAAGACGAGGAAACCGAACAGGAGAGCGCCGCCCAAGCAGCCAUCGAAGCCGAACUAGAACUUGAGCUUGCUGCCGAGGAGCAACUAAAGCAGGCACCCAACAGCUCACCCUAUGCGGUCUUCCGCAAGGCGGGUAUCUGUGGCUUUGCCAAGCACAUGGGUCUGACACCCGAACAAUUUGCCGAGAACUUACGCGACAAUUAUCAGCGUAAUGAGGUGAAUCAGGAAAGUCUCAGUCCCACAGAUCUGGCCAAGCAAUAUCUAUCGCCGCGCUUUAUGACUGUGGAUGAAGUUUUGCAUGCUGCCAAAUAUGUGGUGGCCAGGCAGCUGGCACAGGAGCCGCUGCUGCGUAAAACGCUGCGUGAGGUUUACUUCGAUCGCGCCAGACUCAACAUCAGGCCCACCAAGUACGGCAUGGUGCUCAUAGAUGAGAACUCGCCCGUUUAUUCGAUGAAAUAUGUGGCCAAGAAGCCGGUGGGCGAUAUAUUUGGCGAUCAGUUCAUUAAACUACUAAUGGCCGAGGAGGAGAAGCUGAUCGAGAUUGAAUUCCUCAGCGAAUUCGAGGGCAAUGCCAGUGCCAAUGGUCCGCCAGGGGAUUAUAUAACCGAAGCCAAGCAGCUGUAUCAUUUGGAUCAGUUCUCCAAGCAUGUUUUGGAAUGGAAUACGCUGCGUGCCGAGUGCGUGCAGCUGGCGCUACAAAAGUGGGUUAUUCCGGAUCUGAUCAAGGAGCUGCGUGCUGUGCUGCAUGAGGAGGCGCAACAAUUUGUGCUGCGCAGCUGCAUUGCCAAGCUUUGCAAAUGGCUAAAGGUGGCGCCAUAUAAGCCAGAGAUGCCACAACAUCAUAACUCCGAGGAGUGGAGCACCUUGCGCGGCAUUCGCUGUUUGGGCUUAGCCUACGAUCCGGAUCAAUCGGUUGCUGCCUUUUGUGCCAUUGCCAGUCCAGAGGGUGAAAUCACCGACUGUUUACGCUUGCCGAGCAUACUCAAGCGCAAGAAUUCGCAUAAUUCGGAGGAGAAGAAUGCCAAGUUGGCGGAUCUGCGCAAGUUGAGUGACUUUAUCAAGACGAAGAAGCCGCAUGUCAUAGUCAUUGGCGCCGAGUCCAGAGAUGCGCAGCUGAUACAGACGGACAUACGUGAAAUACUCAAGGAUCUGGAGUCGCAAGAGCAAUUCCCAACCAUUGAAGUGGAGAUAAUAGACAACGAGCUGGCCAAGAUCUAUGCCAAUUCGAAGAAGGGUGAAUCGGACUUUAAGGAAUAUCCACCGCUGCUUAAACAGGCUGUGUCCUUGGCACGCAAAAUGCAGGAUCCGCUUGUGGAGUACUCACAGCUCUGCGAUGCUGAUGAUGAGAUACUCUGUCUACGCUAUCAUCCGCUGCAGGAGCGUUUGCCACGUGAGCUGCUGCUGGAGCAGCUGAGUCUGGAGUUUAUCAAUCGCACCAGCGAAGUGGGACUGGACAUCAAUCUAAUGGUGCAAAAUUCACGCACAGUCAAUCUGCUGCAAUACAUUUGCGGUCUGGGUCCACGCAAGGGCCAAGCGCUGCUCAAGCUGUUGAAGCAAAGCAAUCAGCGCCUGGAGAAUCGCACACAGCUGGUGACGGUUUGUCAUCUGGGUCCCAAGGUGUUUAUCAAUUGCAGUGGCUUCAUCAAAAUCGAUACGAGCUCACUGGGCGACAGCACAGAGGCAUAUGUGGAGGUCUUGGAUGGCUCCAGAGUGCAUCCCGAGACCUAUGAGUGGGCCAGAAAGAUGGCCAUCGAUGCCAUGGAGUAUGAUGAUGAGGAAACGAAUCCAGCUGGCGCGCUUGAGGAGAUACUCGAGAGUCCGGAGCGCCUCAAAGAUUUGGAUCUGGAUGCCUUUGCUGUGGAGCUGGAGCGUCAGGGCUUUGGCAGCAAGAGCAUUACACUCUACGAUAUACGCAACGAGCUGAGCUGUCUCUACAAGGACUAUCGCUAUGCCUAUCAGAAGCCCAGCGCCGAGGAGCUCUUUGAUAUGCUCACCAAGGAGACGCCCGAUUCGUUUUAUGUGGGCAAAUGUGUUACGGCCAUGGUAACGGGCUUCACCUACAGACGCCCGCCAGGCGAUCAACUGGACACUGCGAAUCCUGUGCGCAUUGAUCAAACUGGCAGCUGGCAGUGUCCCUUCUGUCUCAAGGAUGACUUUCCCGAACUUAGUGAUGUGUGGAAUCAUUUCGAUGAUAACAAUUGCCCUGGCCAGCCGUCGGGCGUGCGUGUGCGCCUGGAGAACGGCCUGCCCGGCUUUAUACAUGUGAAAAAUCUAUCGGACAAGCCAGUGCGCAAUCCGGAGGAGCGUGUACGUAUCACCCAAACGAUUCACGUGCGCAUCAUUAAAAUCGACAUCGAUCGCUUUGCUGUGGACUGCAGCUGCAAGUCCGCCGACCUUAAGGAUGUGAACAACGAAUGGCGUCCCAGACGCGAUGCCUACUACGAUUUUGUCAGCGAGGAGCUGGACAAUCGCAAAGUGACCGAGGCCAAGGCCAAGGCGAAUAAGCGCAAAACUUAUGCGCGACGCGUCAUUGCCCAUCCCUCAUUCUUCAAUAUGACCUAUGCCGAGGUUAUCAACAUGCUGAAGGAGGCGGAUCAGGGCGAGGUGGCGAUGCGUCCCAGCAGCAAGAGCAAUCAUCAUUUGACUGCCACCUGGAAAGUGGCCGAUGAUAUAUUCCAGCACAUCGAUGUGCGUGAGGAGGGCAAAGAGAACGACUACAGCUUGGGACGCAGUCUGUGGAUUGGUGACGAAGAGUUCGAGGAUCUGGAUGAAAUCAUAGCGCGUCAUAUUAAUCCGAUGGCAGUGUCGGCACGCGAACUGCUCCAAUACAAAUACUACAAGCCCAACAAGGCACCAGAAAAUGUGAAUGAGCGCGAUUUCAUGGAGCAGCUGCUGCGUGAUGAGAAGACUAAAGAUGCCAAAAAGAUUCAUUAUUUCUUUACCGCCAGCAAAAGUAUGCCCGGCAAAUUUCUGUUAUCCUAUUUGCCCAAGACGAAGGUGCGUCAUGAGUAUGUGACGGUUAUACCCGAAGGCUAUCGCUUUCGCGGACAGAUCUUUGAUAGCAUCAGCAGUCUGCUGCGCUGGUUCAAGGAGCAUUGGCUGGAUCCGCCGGUUGCCAUGCCCGUUGCAACACCCGUGCAGCAUCUGCAAACGCCGAAUAGCGUGAGCCUGAUGCAGCCGCCCGGCAGAGGCAGCUCUGGCCCGCUCGGCAUCUAUCACAGCAGCAGCAGCAGCACCGCGGGCACGCCACGCAGCACGGUCAGCGACAUACGCAGCGGCAGCGCCUAUUCUGUUUCGCAUUCCAUUGGGCAUCAUAGUCUGGGCAGCGCGGCAGCGUCAGCGUCCGGUGGCGGCGCCGCUUCCUCGCACCACGGCUAUGGCACGCCCAGCUUUGGCGCUCACAUCAAUACGCCGUACACGCCCAGCGGCCAGACGCCGUUCAUGACGCCCUAUACGCCGCAUGCCCAGCAAACGCCACGCUAUGGCCACAACGUGCCCUCGCCCAGCUCACAGUCCAGCAGCAGUCAUAGUCAUCGCAGCAGCAGUCAGCAGCACUCGCAUUCGCACUCCUCGCACUCGUCGCAUUCGCAGCAACAGCAGCAGCCACAUUUCAGCUCCGGCACGCCGCGUGGCUACUAUGAGCAUGCCCAGCUGGGCGCCUAUCAGCAGCAGCAUCAUCAUCAGCAGCGCGCCAAGGAGCACAUGGACUGGCAGCUGGCAAAUGAUUCGUGGGCGCGUCGCAGUAGCAGCAGCAGCGUCAGCAGCAGCAGCCACAAGCCCAGCAGCAAUCAUCACCACCACCAACAUCAUCAUCAGUCGCAGACGCAGUCACAGUCGCAGCAGUCGACGCAGUCGCAUCAUUCAGCACAAGGCACGCCCACCAACGAAUACACCUCCAGCGCCGGCGGCGGCAACAGCAGCAGCAGCAGCAGCAACAACAACAACAACAGUCGCCCCCAGCCCGCUGUCACGCCUACGUCAGCAGCUAGCCUAAGUCUGGGACUGGGACUGGGCCUGGGACUCGGCUUGCCCUCAUCCAAAUCCUCAGUAAGAAGCACACCGCGCACCAAUACAUCGCCCCAUUCUAUGAAUCUGGGUGAUGCUACGCCGCUCUAUGAUGAGAACUAGACGCACCCUCUCUUUCUCUCUCUCCAACACUCUCACUCUCAUCGCUCUUUCUGUUAUAUUGUGCAAGCUUGUCAGCUCCCCUCCAAAAGAGAAAAACAAAAACAAAUGGAAGUAAUAUUUAAACCUUAAACCAGAAUAAACCGCGUGCAUAAACUUAACUUAAAAACAAACAAAAAAAAAAACAAAAUAUGAAUAAAAUAAAU
Messenger RNA from Drosophila busckii, 5895 nucleotides. RefSeq names its product transcription elongation factor SPT6 (gene Spt6). Gene Ontology annotation, cellular component: transcription elongation factor complex. Gene Ontology annotation, molecular function: nucleosome binding; DNA binding; histone binding. The transcript is spliced from 7 exons. Gene Ontology annotation, biological process: transcription elongation-coupled chromatin remodeling; transcription elongation by RNA polymerase II; mRNA transcription by RNA polymerase II. NCBI's taxonomy places the organism in Eukaryota, Metazoa, Arthropoda, Insecta, Diptera, Drosophilidae. The record is from RefSeq and is a predicted model, not a curated record. The coding region runs from base 56 to 5692 and encodes 1878 amino acids.